Messenger RNA from Triplophysa dalaica, 1602 nucleotides. Its product is annotated as medium-chain specific acyl-CoA dehydrogenase, mitochondrial-like. Gene Ontology annotation, biological process: fatty acid beta-oxidation; medium-chain fatty acid catabolic process. Gene Ontology annotation, molecular function: flavin adenine dinucleotide binding; medium-chain fatty acyl-CoA dehydrogenase activity. The record is from RefSeq and is a predicted model, not a curated record. The transcript has 12 exons. Gene Ontology annotation, cellular component: mitochondrion. NCBI's taxonomy places the organism in Eukaryota, Metazoa, Chordata, Actinopteri, Cypriniformes, Nemacheilidae. Bases 130 to 1404 code for a protein of 424 amino acids.
AGUAAACAGAAAAGAAGAAGAAGCUGUAUAAAUAGAAGAAGAAGAGGCCUCUGAUUGGUGGAUUCUUUGCUUUGCAAGAGUAAAGGUCUCAUCAAGACAUUCAAGUUUGAGCAUUGUCAUCAAGAGAUAAUGCUUUUCACUAAGGUUCUGAGGUCAGGUGUUCUGGCCGGGCUCAGGUGUCAGAGCACAAGUGCUCAAGCUAGUGCCAAAUUUGCUGCUGCCACCUCAAAGCCAGGUCAUGGAGGGUUCAGCUUUGAAUUAACUGACCAACAGAAAGAGUUUCAGGAGUUGUCAAGAAAGUUUGCACGUGAGGAGAUUGUUCCUGCUGCUCCAGGCUAUGAUAAAAGUGGUGAAUACCCAUUUCCUCUCAUUAAGAGAGCGUGGGAGCUGGGUCUAAUAAAUGGUCAUAUUCCUGAGGAUUGCGGUGGAAUGGGUUUGGGCAUAUUUGACGCAUGCAUCAUCACAGAGGAGCUGGCCUAUGGCUGCACUGGAGUACAGACUGCAAUCGAGGCAAACUCUCUUGGUCAAAUGCCAGUCAUCAUCGCUGGUAAUGAUGCUCAGCAGAAGAAAUAUUUGGGGAGAAUGACAGAGGAACCACUGAUGUGUGCAUACUGUGUGACUGAGCCAGGGGCAGGCUCGGAUGUGGCUGGAAUUAUGACCCGGGCUGUUAGAAAAGGAGACGAUUAUGUGAUCAAUGGUCAGAAAAUGUGGAUUACCAAUGGUGGAAAAGCAAACUGGUACUUCUUGCUGGCCCGUACAGAGGCUGAUCCUAAAUGCCCUGCUAGCAAGGCUUUUACUGGCUUUAUUGUUGAUGCUGACACCCCAGGACUCCAACCUGGCAGAAAGGAAUUAAACAUGGGCCAGAGAUGCUCCGACACCAGGGGCAUCACAUUUGAAGAUGUAGUUGUUCCAAAGGAGAAUGUUUUGAUUGAAGAAGGAGCUGGUUUUAAGAUUGCCAUGGGUGCAUUUGACAAGACCAGACCACCAGUGGCUGCAGGUGCCACUGGACUUGCACAGAGAGCGCUGGAUGAGGCCACAAAGUACGCUUUGGAAAGAAAGACUUUUGGCAGCCUGAUUGCAGAGCAUCAAGCAGUGUCAUUUAUCCUUGCUGAAAUGGCCAUGAAAGUGGAGCUUGCGAGGAUGGCCUAUCAGAGAUCAGCCUGGGAAGUGGAUAUGGGCCACAGGAACACGUACUAUGCUUCCAUUGCGAAGGCCUUUGCUGGGGAUAUUGCAAACCAGUGUGCCAGUGAUGCUGUCCAGAUCUUUGGUGGAAACGGAUUUAAUAGUGAAUAUCCUGUGGAGAAGCUGAUGAGAGAUGCUAAGAUUUAUCAGAUUUAUGAAGGAACUGCUCAAAUUCAAAGGCUUAUCAUCUCAAGAGAGCACCUUGGGAAAUACAAACAGUAAAUCUGGAUAGACUGUUGUACAUGUUUUUCAUCUCCGGAUGAUUGUCCGUUUGUUGGUUGUCUUGUCACAUCAGCAUGCCUUUUGAUAUUUGCGUUGGGAGAAUUGGAAAAUAAAUGUUACACUAAAAGUUGUUUUUUCUAACUGGUUGUGAAUUCAAAAUAAAAUGGGCUGUUCUGAAUUUCCUGAGAUUUCUACUUU